Cotesia congregata is the source of this 5025-nucleotide messenger RNA. The record is from the annotation of a GenBank genome assembly. NCBI's taxonomy places the organism in Eukaryota, Metazoa, Arthropoda, Insecta, Hymenoptera, Braconidae.
AUGCCACGAUCAACAAAAGAGUCAUCAGAUGAUGAAAAUGAUGCAAAAGCUGGUCGGCGAACAAAAACAAUUGGUAGUGUUUUGAAUGCCGUUACUGAUUCACCACUACGCCGAAGUACAAGAAAUAAACCAACAAUUUCUCCCUCUGAAACAGCUGGUGAUGCCAGCGAUGGCUCUUCAAUUAUUUCGGCAGUUAGUUCAGUACAAUCUGGAAGAAACACCCGAAGAAAAACGAUAACAACAAUACCUGAGUCAACAACUACCUCUGAAUCAUUACCAACUCGUUCAUUACGAUCGAGAAAAACUUCAACAACUUCAACGACUUCUUUGGAUAGCCUUUCUGUUGAUCCUAUUGUCGUUAUUGCAGACUGUGAAUCACAAAAAGACAAUGCCAAAUCCCGUAUUGCUCGAAAAAGUACAUCAACAGCAGUUUCUAAUGUUGAUACACCACCCACUACUCGCUUAAGGCGUCAAAUUAGAGCUGGAUCAGAGUCGAAAACUAUGUCACCUGGUAACGCUGUUAGAACAACUCGGAGAACUAGAGCUAGCUCUGUCGAUUUGGAUGAGCAACGUGAUGAGGUAAAACCAAUUAUUAAUUGUAAUGUUAAUAAUAGUAAUCAGCACAGUACUCCUGUUAAAACACGAAAACGAGCUUCUGUUCUUCCAUCAGAACCCUCAGUUGUUGAAGAAGUAGAAAAUAUAUCACAAAACAGUCAUUUAAAAUCAUCAUCUUCUACAUCAAUAGUAGAAACAGAUGAUAAUAAUGAUAAUAAUGAUACUCAACAUUUAGUACCGGUUAACAUAAAUAAUGAUAGCAUAAGUCAACAACAGGAGCAGCUGAAAAUAAAAUUGGAUACAUUACAACAAAAUAUUAAUAAUUAUGAAGUUAUUGAAAACAAUGAAAACGAUGAUGAUGAUGAUGAUGAUGAUGAUGAUAAUAAUAAUAAUAAUAAUAAUAAUAAUAAUAAUAAUAAUAAUAAUGAAGAUGAUGAUGAUAAUAAUAAUAAUAAUAAUAACAAUAAUGAUGAUGAGGAUGUUGAUGUAAAUGUUGAUGAUGACAGUCAUCAAGGAAUUCCUAAUCAAACAAAAUCAUCAUUAUCACCCGUAUUACAACAUUAUUCGAGUACAGAUGAAAGUAAAACAUUGGAUAAAGAAAUGUCAAUAAUUAAUGAUUCAGAAAAAAUAUCAUCAUCUGUUACAACAGAAAUUAAAUCACCCAUUAAGGAUGAUGGUAAUAGUUCAAAUUUUAAUCCAUUGUCCCCAAAAAUAUCAACUGUAAUUAAUCCAAAUGUUUCAUUAAAAUCACCAAUUAAUGAAACUCAAAAUAACAAUUUGGAUGAUGAUAUCAAUGAAUCAUUGGAAAAAAGUCCAUCGGGAAAUAAAGAAAAUGUAAAACCAUUGUCUUCCAAUAAUAGUUGUAAUAAUUUUGAAUCUAUAACAUCAGUAUCAUCAGAUAUUAAAACAAAUAAUAAUGAAUCAAUUGAUAGUAUAGUACUUACAACGUCAUCUAAUACCACAACUAUUGUUUCAACAUCAGAUGUGGUUGUCAACAGCAAUUUUUAUAUCGAUACUACUCAACAAUCAAAUCAUUUAAAUUCUUCUCUAUCAAAAUCAAACAGUCAGCAAAAAAAAUGUAUUUUAGAGUCAACGGAUAAACAAGAUUGUAAUAUUAUUAAUAUAUUGUCAAAAUCAAGUACAGAAGAUGUAAUUUUAGUAAAAAAUUCACAAAUUGAAAAAACUGAAGCACCACCAGCUGUAUCAACACCAACGGAAAGACCCAUAGAUAUUACAGAUGAAUUAGCCAAUAAAGAUAAUACUGAUAUAUCUUUAUCGGUUUCAUCACCUUCAUCACCUUCAUCACCUUCAUCACCUUCAUCACCUUCAUCACCUUCAUCACUAUAUAUUAAAAAUGAUAAGGAGCAAAAUAAUGAUCAGAUUGAUUCUAAUAAAUCAAUUCCAUCAUCACCGACAGUUGUCUUAGAAUCUGAUAAAAAAAUUAAAAUUGAUGAGGAAUGUAAUGUAGAAAAUGAUAAUGAAAAUGAAGAUAUAGAAAGUUUAUUCUAUGAUAUUCCUGCUGAUGAAUGGAGUGAUGAUAUUGAAGUGGCCAAAUCUCCAGUAGAAGUUGAAAUUAAAAAAGUAUUACCUGUUAUACCUGAAAUACCUAAAAUAACUAUAUCCAAAACUGAAACGAAUAAUCAACAAUCCAAUAUAGUAAAUGAUAACAAUGAUAAUGAUAAAACCGCUAACCUUGAUGUUGAUCUUAAAAAUAAUAGUGAUAAUAAUCAGGAAAAUAAAAGACAAUCACAAGAUAUAGAUAUAGAUUGUAACACUGAUUCAAAUGAAACAAUUAUCUUAACGCAAAAUGAUAAUCAGACAUUGAAAUUAUAUACUGAAAACCAAAAUAAAUUUACAAAAAUUCAAGAAUCAAUGGAUAUUAAUAACGAUGAAGAUAAUGAUACAGAAAUAGAAUCAGAUCUUGGAGAAAAUACUAAAAAUGUACUUUUAUUGGGAUCAAAUGAAACGAAACAGCAAAAACAACAACAUAUUAAUGAUAAUGAUAAUAAAUCUGAUAAUGUUUCAUUAUCUUCGCCGUUGUUAAAUGAAAAUAAAAAUAAUAGCAUCAAUUUAUCAAAAAAAAAUUGUUCACCGGACCGUAAAAAAAGUAAUAAUUCUGAUAUAACUGGAGAAUUAUCAUUGUCGUCAUCGUCAUCGCCAUCGUCAUCAAUAUUACUUGCUAAAAAUAAAAAAAAUAUUAACAUUGAAAGUAAACACUUAUUAAGAAAAUCAUUAGAUUCAGCAAAAUUAAUCAUGGAUAAUGAAAAAGCUAAGACAUCAAAUAACACUAAAAAACAAUUAAAUGCCACUAUCAAUUCAAGAUUAAACUUAUCAACCAACAGCACUGAACAGCAUAAUAGCAGCAAUAUUGAAAAUAAUUUAUCAAUUAGUGAAUUAGAAAUUAAAGAUAAUGAAGAUGAAUCAUCAAUACCAUUGAUAUUGAAUGAAUCUAAUAAACAAAAUUCUCCAUCAAUUUCGUUAAAUAGUAAACAACAAGAAGGACCACUUGACCAAAAUGAUUCAUUUUGUUCUGAUAACAAAUUUAAUAAAAAUUAUGAUAAAAUUAAUUCUGAUUCAGAUAAUAAUAAUGAUGAUGAUGAUGAUGAUGAUGAUGAUGAUGAUAAAAAUGAUGAUGAAGACGAAGACGAUGAUGAUAAUAAUGAAGAUGAAGAUGAUGAUGAUGAUGAUAAUAAAAUCAAUAAUUACGGUGAUAAAAACAAUAGUAAAACUAAAAUUACUGCUCCAUCGGUUCUAUUAAAUGAUGAAUCAAGCUCUAAUGACUAUGAUAGCUCUCCAAGUGAAAACGAUAAUUCGGACAUGGAUUCCGAUGUUGCACGUGAAUAUAAUUUUAAUGGAGAUAGCGAGUGUGAAUAUUCGGAUGAUAAUGUCGUUGGAGAUGAAUGUCGAGAUUCUGAAACGGAACACUCCGAUGAAGAUGAUGACGGUCAAGAUUUAGCAGAUUUUAUCGAUGAUGAUGAAGACGACGACGACGACGACGACGACGAAGACGAUGAUGAUGAUGAUGAUGAUGAUGAUGAUGAUGAUGAUGGAGAAGAUACAAAAUCCUCGUUAUCCGAUGAUAUUGAUACUCCCAUCAUUGAAGACAUAGAAGAAAAUGAAGAUGAUGAAAAUCUAUAUGAAAAAGAAGAAGAAGAAGAAGAAGAAAAAGAAACAGAUGUCGAUGAAGACGAUGAUGAAGAAGAAAAUUACAAAGAUGGUUUGAAUAAAGUACAAAAACUUUUGAAAUUUGAUUCUAAUAGUACUUGUAAUGAUAAUUAUAAUCAUAAAGAAGAUGAUAAUUUAUUAAUAACUCAUAAUUUAUCUUCAAAAGUACUUGAUAAAUCUUCUCGUAAAAGUAUAAAUAAAUUAUCACCUACAAAAGCCAAAUCUUGCAACAGUACACCAAUAAAUAUAAAAUUAGAUUCAAAAGUAUCUAAAUCUGCUGAUACAAAAUUAGAAAAACGAAAAUAUAAAAAAAUGAUGGAAGAUGAAUUAAAUGAUUCAAAAAUUAAUUCAGUUGAACGUGUAAAAAAAUUAAAAUCUUCUGUUUCAUCAUCACAAUCACUACAUCUUAAUAAAAGUAUGGAAUUAUUAAAUGUUGUAGAUAAUGAUGCAGUAGUUUUAAUGAAAGAAAAAUUAAAUGAAACACUUCCAUCUAUUAAAUUAGUACAACCCAAUGAUAAUGAUCAAUCAUUGUCUAAAAAAACUCGAUCCAAAAAUUAUGAAAAUAAUAAAGAAAAUGAUUUAUCAAAAAAUAAAAAGAAUAAAAAUUUAAACAUGGAAUUAACAACAACAACAACAACAACAACAACAACAACAAAUACAAAUAAAUUUCAAGAAAAAGGAGCUAAAAAGAAUAAAAUGAAUAAAGCAUCUUUAUUAGAAGCAGAUAAUGUUAAGGGAGUUAAAUUGAAAUUAAAUAAAAGUGAAAAAAAUAAAACAACAGAAAGUAAUUUGAAUUUGGAUAACAAUCAGGUUGAUAAUUAUCAUGAGUUAACCGAUAUUGAAUCUAAGAAAAUUAGUAAGAAAAAAAAUAAAGAAAAGAAAGAUAAUUUAUUAAAAGUAAAAUCAAAUUCUAAAGAUACUUUGUCUGUAACCAAUUGUUUAAAACGCCUUUCGGAUGAAGUUAUUGAUAAAUUGUCUGAAAGUCAGCCGAAAAAGAAAAGAAAAUUAUCCGCUGUUGCUACCGAAAAAAUUUUACCAACAAGAAAAAUGUUUGACGCUAAACAUCCAAAACCAGACAACAUGAUUAUUGAAACUGAGAAUGAAUUUAUACCAUUAAGUUCAAAUGGUGGUACUACAUCAUUUGCGGUUGUUAAUAUUAAUAAGACUUCAAAACAUCAAACAAAAAAAUCAGCAGCCGCGUUUUCAUUUCGCCAACGGAUCUUGGGAAGAAAUUCCCGCCAUCCUAUUUCUGCGUAUCUAAUGUAUCAACAAAAACUCAAGGCUUCAUCAAGAGAUAAAUAUUAA